Rhizophagus irregularis DAOM 181602=DAOM 197198 is the source of this 827-nucleotide messenger RNA. Lineage: Eukaryota; Fungi; Glomeromycota; Glomeromycetes; Glomerales; Glomeraceae. The record is from RefSeq and is a predicted model, not a curated record.
GAAAGGAAGAAAAAUAAAGAAGAGACUAAUAGUCAGCAAAACAAAGAAACUGAACAAGACGAGAGUCUGAAAACUAAGACAGAUGAAAUACUUGCAAAUUUUUUCCAAGACCUAUUAUCCAAAAAAAAGGAGAUUAACGUUCAACAAUAUCAAAUAGAUGUUAAACAAGAGAUGCAAAAUAAAGAAACCGAGGUUGAACGAGAAGAAACCCAGAAAACUAAAACAGUUCAGGAUCAGAAUAAAAAUGAAAUACUUGCAAAUUUUUUCCAAGACUUAUUAUCCAAAAAAAAGGAGAAGCUUGAACGAAAGGAAAACCAGAAUAAAAUAGAAUCAGAAUGAAAUACUUGCAAAUUAUUUCCGAAAUCUAUUAUCAAGUGAUUAACGAUCUACAAAAUCAAGUAGUAGUUAACGAGGACGAAAGAAAAAUACUAAUUUCGAGAAAGACGAGAGCCAAAAAAACUAUGAAAAGAACGAAGUUCUUGCAAAUUAUUUCAAAAUCUUUUAUUCAAGAAAAAAAUUAGUUAUCAGCAAGACAAAAAUUAACUAAAAUCGACGAAUGAUAACCAAAUUCAUUGAAAUAUUAUUUAUAGAUGUUGCCUGUGAUUGUAUUCAUAUAUUCAGGGUUUAUAAAGAUUCAAUACAUUGAUUAUACAAAAUAAAGAAAAUGUCUAGCAGAACCGAAAAGAGAUGUUUGCCUUAAAAAAUAAUGCUCUCUUUUCAAUCAUACAUAUACACAUAUACUGUAUAUGAUUGAAUAGAGCUUUGCGCCUAAUUCUAGAAAUAAUUAUUUUAGAAACUGCAAAGAAAGGUGUAAUAAAUAAUCUUUU